Eruca vesicaria subsp. sativa (arugula) is the source of this 328-nucleotide messenger RNA. The record is from the annotation of a GenBank genome assembly. NCBI's taxonomy places the organism in Eukaryota, Viridiplantae, Streptophyta, Magnoliopsida, Brassicales, Brassicaceae.
AUGGAGGAUGCUGUGUCUUUGGUGGGUCAUCGACCUUCGAUUGUGAGGAUCUCUGUCAAGAACGAAGCGAAAACUCAGAAGCUAGAGCACAGUUCGAUUCCGGUGAAAGGGGUUGUUUUUGAUAAGAUUCAGUGUGUGGAAAAGAAGCCAAUCAGGGCACUUGCUAUGGAGCUAACGAAAGAGAUGCCUGCUUAUAGGAAGACUUGGAGCUACCUUGAUUCUGAUUCCAUUGAUAAACCUGGUUUAUGGCCUCCUGAGAACAAAGUCGACAAGCCUUCCUUGCACAAUCCUUUGCUAAGGCAAGAGCGUAUGGGUUAUGGUUGGUUAG